This is a messenger RNA of Chelmon rostratus (copperband butterflyfish), 3882 nucleotides long. RefSeq lists its product as uncharacterized. The transcript has 21 exons. NCBI's taxonomy places the organism in Eukaryota, Metazoa, Chordata, Actinopteri, Chaetodontiformes, Chaetodontidae. Bases 1 to 3882 code for a protein of 1293 amino acids. The record is from RefSeq and is a predicted model, not a curated record.
AUGGAGGCAGAACUGGAGGAAUCAGAUGAGGAUGUUCAGGGAGAGGACAAGCCCACCGUGCUCUGGGAGAAGUGCAUUCAGCAGAGCAUCUUUGUUGACCUAAGUGAGGAUGAAAGUCUUCACUUGAGUGAUUUGGAGAGUUCUUUAGCCUUACGUCUGUCCCAGGCAGAGUCUGCUGCCUCCGAGGCCAGCAUCCAUCUCAGCGGGAGCGCAGAGAUGUCAGCAUUAGAUGUCACCUCCUCAGAGUCCAGUAAUGUCAGCAGUCAAAGUGAGAGGGUGGAAGAGAGAAAGAGCAGCAUAUUGCAUGUGUCUGCCAAAAGACCAAACACCAUGCAAGAUGAGCCUCCUUUAAACCAUGGCCAUGAAGACCCAGGGCAGAAUACUAGUGAUGAGGAUCAGGACGACCUACCUUAUGAUGGUGACCUUGGAAGCGCCUAUUUCAACCAGACAGUUAACUCUGAAGGGAGCACGAGCUCUGAUGGAAGAGAAACUGCUCAUGGAAGUCCUGAUGUUCCUGGUUGGCUUGAAUGUAAGACAAGAGAUGAUGUUGAGUGCUUGGUUUCUGUUGAGCGUAAUGCUGAGAAACCAGCAACUUUGUCACAAAAGGAUGCCAACACCAAGCAAGACACCUUUUUUGCCACUUCCAAGCCAAAUGAUGUAGCCGCAUCGUGCCCCUGUCCUGUAGACAUUAACCAGCUGUUGCUGCGACACUUCUCCAAGGAGGAGCUGCUGCAGUCAGGCAGGCUGAUCGAGGCAGAGACCCUGCCCGAGGUGUCCCUGCUGGAGAGCGUGGAUGACACUGUUUUUAGCCGGGCUCCAACUCACAACAGCGGACCAAUUAAUAGUAAACACCCAGAGAGCCUUGCUUGUAAUUCUGAGAUUAACCAGAGUUGCUGCUCUGAUUGGACAUCCAAAAUUUCAAGUGUAGAGGAAGAUGCAGAAAGGAAGUUUGAUAACGUCACCACUGUUGCUACCGACAGCAUUACAUCCAGCUCCGAAAGCAUGGACUCGAAGCAAGGCAGUGGUGAUGAAAGUCCCGUAGAUGUAGCGACGCAGGGAAAGGCAGAAGAGGAUGAUCAGAUUCAGAGAGUCUCACUUGUGCGCACCAGGUCCUUCACCGAGAUGAAGUAUGGCCAAGGCCAAGUCCAUUACCCACUCCCCGACUUUUCCAAGGUUGCCCCCAAGGUAAAAAUCCCCAAAGCUCCAAGUGGACCAGCCAGACCUGUUCCUCAGAGCCCCAGCACCAUGCACAGAGCCCAGUCCUCUCCAGGGAUGUUAGAGGUGAUCAGCAGAGUGCUGGAGGAUUCAGUCCAGCUACCAGAGAAGCCCUACGUCUUCAAAGAUGAGAGCACAACUCCUCCAGCUCUGGUGCAUCACCUGCAGGCUGAAUACGAUAAAUUAUUAACCAAAUAUGCUGAGGCAGAGAACCUUAUUGAUCAAAUGAGACUAGGAACUAACGCUCAGCCCUCCUCAGAACCGAUGCUUUAUUUAGAGUAUGACGAUGAUCAUCAGGGAAACUUACCUGCAGUUGAGGGAAGCCAUCUUGGAUCCUCGGCUCCUCAGCUUCCCCCAUCAGAAAACUUUGUUGAAAAAGGUCUAACAACUCCCCAGAGCUGCAUAAAAGAGGCGAACACAGCUUCCUCCAGCCAGCGUGCAGAGGGUCCCAGCGAUGGCGAAAGAAUGACUGCUGAGCUGAGAGACAUCAUCAGCCAGUUCAUGCAGAAGGUGGAAGAGUUCAAAUUGAAUGUGAGGAACAUGUCAGUGAGCACAGCAGAACAGCAAAUGAUGCUGAGGAGCAUUAUGGAGGCUCAGGACCAACUGGAAAGAAACUACAUCAGUAAGAAGGAGGAGCACAGAGCUCUGGAGAUGCAAAACUACAUGGGCCUGUCCAGGAACACCGGCACCUUCGACCCAAACAGGCUGGUGGAGGGAGACAUAUUCAGGAUAGGGAUGUACCUCGAGGACAUAAAGGAGAUGAUAGACAUGAACGUGUGUGAGCAGAUUUCUCCACCCCACUCAUCCUCCACUCCCACACCCAUGAAGGACAGAUUGCAUGUGAAGCCCAGUCCUGUCAGCAUGCACACACCCUCACCUCCAUCAUCCCUGCAUGAGGGACCAAGUGCAGAAUUUUCCACUGUGGGUUACAAGAGGGAAGAAAAAGAGGAGGAAAAGGAGGGGGUCAGCGAGGUCCAUGGAGAUGAUAGAUCACAGCAUUCCAGGAGCUCACAGUGCUCUCUGGAGGUGCUACACAUCCAGACAGCUGAAGAGGAGAGGAGCCCCGUCCUAUCAGAGGUGAUAGAUCACAGUAGCAUCUUAGCACACUUGAGUGGAACCAGUUCAUCCUCAAGACGGAGGCAGCACACACCUGACAGUUGUAGCACCUUGGAUAGUGCCGUGAACGCAGUGGGUGAAUGUGAUCUGGGCGACUGUGUGAGUCUGGCCGUGGAGGUCUCCUCUUCCUCUGUUGCACCCAGAGACUCAGGCACCCACAGCCUCUCAGAGCCUCCUCUCAACACCUCAUCUGUAUCACAGAGGAUUGUGAGCCCAGAGACAGACAGUGGAUUUGGGAGUUCUUACUUGAAUCAGUCAGCUUCUGGACAACCACAUCUGCUCCCAGAAAGUGCACAGUCCCAGAAUGAUGCUUUAAAUAGUUCGGACAGUGAGGGCUCCUGCUCCAACCUGCAGACAGCCAUCCAUUCAGUGAGCCUGACCGGCCAGCGGUGGGCCAGUCCCCACCUAUCUAUUCAAACGCAGUCCAGUGGUGCAGCAGUAGAACGGUGGGUGGAAAGCACCACUAAGGAGCCUUCAGUCAGGCUGCAGGGAUCUGAACACAGCCCGCCCGCCCGGCUCCAUCACCACGUAUCUGAACCUGUACUCAGCACCACUAUGGAUACAGAAGAGAGAAGCAGCCCACUGUACUCCUGCUCUUGUAAUAGUGAGGCUAUCCUGGCCUUGCAGUCAGAGGUAUCCAGAUUGAAGAAAGACCUGGAGGACGGCUUGGUCCAGCUGCCUCACCUAGCACAGAGGAUGGACUAUCUCACCUCUAAAUACAGACAGGAGCGGCAGGAGCUCCGGUCUAAAACCAGACCUCGGAGCUACCACAGGUCAGCUUGCAGCAGUGUGUGGAAGCCAUCAAGUAGCAGACAAAAUGUGAACAGUCUCAGUUCCAGUCAGGUGAAGAUAGAGGACUGGAUCUCUUCAGACAUGGACCCCAGUAAGAGCAAAGGUACUGACAGUGGGGACACAGCUGGCUCUGAGAUCAUGUUGCAGUUCCACAAUUCACCCGUAGAGAGCAGGAGAGCACCUGACUUUCAGUAUAAACCUCAAGUGGCACUACAAUCCAGCAGAGGGUCAGAGGGAAAUGGCUCAGUGAAAACCUCUGGUCUGCUGGAGGCUCCUGACAGCCAUGCCAAGCCGAGAAGGCAAACAGCCGUCACAGAGAGUUUUUACUCCAAGGAGAGAUGGUCUCUUUUCUCCUCUCCAUCUCUUCAGAAGCCACUUCUUCAGGUCAGCUACGGCUCCUCCAGCAGCCUGCCUGCAAGCUAUAAAGUCAGGGAGCCGCCUCUGCAGCCCACACACCAUCACAGAGAGUGCUCCACCCAGUCAGAUACAGCACUCCUGCCCAGCAAUGUGUACUUCCAGCAGACACUGUCCCCAGUAUCAGUGCCCUCAAAGACUAGCAGCAGGACAGGCAGACGCAGAGGGAGCAAGGAGGAAGAAAUGAACAGGACUCUAGACCAGGCUAUUGAGGUGGCUCGUCGCAUGAAGAGGACCACGGACCGAAUGGCCAAGAGACUGUCAGCCGACUUGGCCAAGGCUCAACUACACAGGAAACUGCACAGCAUUCAGCCACUAGGGGGCAGGAAACACCAUGCAUUAUAA